Molecule: messenger RNA, 1200 nt
Organism: Gracilinanus agilis (Agile Gracile Mouse Opossum)
Lineage: Eukaryota; Metazoa; Chordata; Mammalia; Didelphimorphia; Didelphidae
Product: probable E3 ubiquitin-protein ligase TRIML1
Exons: 1
Molecular function (GO): zinc ion binding
Source: RefSeq, a predicted model, not a curated record
AUGGAGGUCAAAGUAUUACUUGAGGACUUCAAUGCUGAUCUCACUUGCUCCAUCUGUCUGGGCUACUUCAGGGACCCAGUGACUGUCAACUGUGGGCACACUUUUUGCAGAAAGUGUCUCCUCCAGUGCAGUGAGGAAUCUGAUGCUACAUUAACCUGUCCAGAGUGCAGAGGAGUCAUUAGAUACAGUGAUCUAGUGCCCAACAAGAACCUGCAGAAUCUGUCCAUCACUGGCAAAGCUCUCCAGCAGAAUUCACUGCUGAGCACACUAUUUCUAACCAUCUGUGCUCAACAUGGAGAACAAGAGAAGCUCUUUUGUGAAAAAGACCAAAAACUAAUUUGUGAUUCCUGUUUACUAACCCAAGAGCACAAAGAUCACCAAGUCCUUCCCUUUCAAAUGUCUGCUGACAAGUACAAGGAAAAACUGCAGGGGACAUUGAAUAUCUUGCAAGAAAAGGUGGAGAAAUUUAAAAUGGCAUUGAACAAUGUGAGAAUUCAAGAGGCACAAUGCAAGAAGGAUUUUUUUGCUCUUCACUACUCAAUUAUAAGAGAAUAUGGUAAAAUGCACGAAUUCUUAUGGAAUGAAGAAUAUCAAUACUUCAACAGUCUAGAGCAGGAUUCAGAAAACAACCUGGCAAAUCUCAACAAAAAUGAGGUUAAAUUGACCCAACAAAUCCAACAUCUUCAACGAAUGAUAUUAGAAAUAGAGGAUAAUUUGGAGAAGGCCCCCUUGGAAAUGCUCCAGGAUAUGAAAGCCACCUUGAAAAAGAAUGAGGAACUGCUCAUUCAAGAGCCAGAGGUUGUUUCCCUUGAGUGGACCAGCCACCCCUUCAUUGGUUUAAGAGAAAUGCUCUUGACCUUUUCUAGAGCGAUUUCUGUGGAACGCGAACCAUUCAAUCUUUCUCUCAUCCUGCCUGAAGAUUUAAAGAAUGCCAAGAAUGGACAUGCCCCAGAAGACCUGGAAGCCCAGGAAGAAAGAUGUGACAAUGUGAUUAAGGUAUUGGGGACUCACAUGGUCACUUCAGGAAAAAACUAUUGGGAAGUAGAUGUUGGAGAUCAGACAGAGUGGUCAGUGGGAAUUUGUUAUGACUCAGUCAACACAAAUGGGAAAAUCUCUUUAUUAUCUGAAGAUGUAAAAGCCCUAGUAGGCUUAAAAUGUGGAAAGGAGUUUGUCCUCUGGAAUUCAGAAGAAGGUUUUCAU